Molecule: messenger RNA, 1972 nt
Organism: Myripristis murdjan (pinecone soldierfish)
Lineage: Eukaryota; Metazoa; Chordata; Actinopteri; Holocentriformes; Holocentridae
Product: putative fibroblast growth factor 1
Exons: 3
Coding region: 20-655 (211 amino acids)
Molecular function (GO): growth factor activity
Source: RefSeq, a predicted model, not a curated record
UUUCUCCCAUACUCAAAUCAUGAAGGCAGCGAUGUCCUCAUCUUCCUGUUUUCUCUUCUUUCUCAAACACAGACCAGGUGACUUUAGCGUUGAACGCAGCGGCUCUCCAGCUGACAGACCUCCCCCUCUCUCAUUGCAGCCACAGGGGCAUCAAUCCGCUGGAAACGCCUCAUCAAAGCCACACACUCUCUACAGGAUGUCUGAGGGAGACAUUACCGUGCUGUCUCUUGGACCGGCCUCACUGGACUUGUCCCGGCAUGAGAGACAGCCACUCAGCAGACUGUACUGCCAGAACGGAGGGUAUCACCUGAGGAUUUUACCUGAUGGGACGGUGACAGGCAGCAGGCAGGACAACGACCCCUAUGACGUCCUGAGGCUGAAGGCUGUGAAGGUUGGAGUGGUGAUCGUCAAGGGUGAGGAGACGGGCAGAUAUCUGGCCAUGAACAAAGAUGGACACCUCUAUGGAUCACAAGUGUUGAACGACGAGUGUUACUUCCUGGAGAAAUAUGAGGAAAACCACUACAACACUUACCGCUCUCAGAAGUACAACUGGUACGUCGGUCUGAAGAGAAACGGCAAACCCAAAGCAGGACCAAAAACCCACCAGGGUCAGAAGGCCAUCUAUUUUCUGCCGAGGCCUGUGGGCAACCUGUAAGGCAACGGGACACCAAGAAGCACGGGACAUGCUCCCUCAGUGAUAUACAUGCAUAUAAUGGCACAAAACAUUACCCUGGGCACCCAAAUGUACCAUUUAAAGUCAAUGCAAGUAGAUGCCAUAUCCUGUUGGCAAAAAUCUGGUAAGAUGAAUGGGGCAUCUGUGUUCAAGAUAUGUGGAUGCAGACACACUGAAUAUGAUCUUAACAGGGAUAUGAGCCGAUAUCCAGAAUACUUUGUCCAUGUAAACAUACACACUCUGUCUCUCUCUGUGCUCGACCAGCAUAUGUAAUUCUUACUAAAACUGUUGUUCACUUUGCCUGGUGGUAUGAAACAGCGCUGGGAGACAGCAAUGGACCAUUGUUGCUUAGAAAUAGUUUUAAAAUUGAUCUCAUCUGGCACAAAGGGAACCAGCGCAAAUAAGCAUUAAAAGCAAAAAUGCCAACCAUCUGGCACUGAAUUCAAGCUCAAGCAAACAAAGUUUUGACUAUGUCCAAAUGGUACAGUGUGAGGAGCAAUAAUGAUAGUUGAAGUAGAGUAGAAAUUCUGCUUUCACCUUGUACAUGGAGAUCAGAGGUCAGGAUCAGCAACGGUUCAGCAAAGUGGGUUAGGAUGGAUUCCCAGAGCUUCUGGUCUCCUGUUGCAGUAAAACCUCUUAUGUUUAGUGAGGCACGAUCCUGCCAAGUUACUUCAAGGAAACAGAGGGACGAAUGUUAAUGUUGUGUUUUUUGCCCACAAUAUGAGAAAUGUCUGGUGGUGAAAAACAUCACACUGAAAUUCAAAAUGUCAGAGUGUCCCUAAGGCGCCUUAGGGUCUGUAACAUCGGCAAGGAAGCUUCCUCGCUGGGAGCUCCUUCAGGAUAUUCGGCUGCUUGGAAUUGUCUCUUUACAGUGGGAAGCCCGGGGAAAAUCCUAGUUAGGUUCCCGGACUUGGCAAAAUUUUAGGGAAACGUCAAGUGGUUCAUUUGAUGAAGUCACUAGUCAUCCUACGAGAAGAAACCUAUCUCUCUGUAAGCCAGCUAGCUGUAUGGUAGCUAACAUAACAUUUAAGAUUUUUGUAUUUUUGCACGUUUUUUUUACUUGAUUACCAUGGCAACCAGCAACACUGAGGUAUAAAGGAAGUUUUGUUGUGAGGUUGACUCGAUUCAUGUAUCCUUAUGGACAAAAUAGGUUCCUAAUAAGGAAUGAAUAAGGACAGAUCAUUGUUUCAUUCUUAAGUCAACAGGCGAAAAUGAAAAUAACCUUACUGCUAAACCCCUGCUGGAAACAGCACCCAUGUCUAAACUGUGAGAUACUUAAUGAUAGAUAAUAGAUAGAUA